Molecule: messenger RNA, 1965 nt
Organism: Octopus sinensis (East Asian common octopus)
Lineage: Eukaryota; Metazoa; Mollusca; Cephalopoda; Octopoda; Octopodidae
Product: sister chromatid cohesion protein DCC1-like
Exons: 12
Coding region: 85-1284 (399 amino acids)
Biological process (GO): maintenance of mitotic sister chromatid cohesion; mitotic sister chromatid cohesion
Cellular component (GO): chromosome, centromeric region; Ctf18 RFC-like complex; nucleus
Source: RefSeq, a predicted model, not a curated record
UUCAGAUUCAGUCUUAUUUUAGAUGCGAACAUUUCUAUAUGAAUAAGUAAUUAUUCCAAAUAAAUACAUAAAAGUGCGGGAAAUAUGGCUGGUCAAACAAAUGUUGCUCAUGUUGAUUUAAGAACUGUUGAAGAAGUCAAAAAGGUUCUAACUUAUGCUAAAAUACAACCAUCUGAAUUCAAACCAUUUGUACAAUGUAUCAACUUCUCUGAAAGUCUUGAGAAUGAGAACCUCAAACUUUUGGAAAUCGAUGCAUCCAUCAUGGACUCCCUUGUUGAAGGACAACAAGUUGUUAUCCGUGGUGACAAAGCAGAUGGAGCUGUACUCUGUACAGAAGAGAAGACGUAUGAACUAAAAGAAGCAGAAACCUCCAAUUCUUUACUCAUCUUGCCAGACUGUGUCACAGAUAAUCUGACUUCUGAUGGAGAAUUAACUAUAAAUCAUCUUCAGGUUAUUUCUUCAUUAAAGACUUACUAUGAAAUGAAACCCUGCAAAGCUAAACUGGAAAAACUGCGACAUGUGUUGGAAGAAAAUAUAUACAGCGGUCAGGAGUGUGAAGAUGAUGAAGCACACCAGGGCAAAAAGUACACCACAGAGGACCUUCUUGAUAUUGUCCAGGCCAGUGAGAAAGAGCUGUUUGCAGGGUUGAAAAAGUUAAAUAUUUGUUUUAUAAACGGUUAUUGGCGCAUGCUUGACUUUGAUUUCAAAAGUCAGGUUCUUUCCCACGUCUUACAGCUGAGUGAAGAGGAAGACGGCUGGAUGGAUUCUGGAGUUCCAUUGGAUGCUUGCUGUCAAAUACUUGAGGAACUUUAUCUUAGAUGUGUGAUUGAACAUGUUCUCAAGUGCUAUACUGAUGAAGUUGACGGUGCAACAGGAAAGCUUUAUAAAUUGAGUGAAGAUAAAGUCUGUGCCUUCUUCGCUGAGCUGACACUGAGGAAUGCUGGGAAGUUCAACUUGGCUGAGUUCUUGGAAGUCUGGAAGCAGUGUGUUCCAGAAGGGAUGACAACCAACCUAAGACAGACCGAAGGUAUAGCUUUAGUGAGUAGGGAAUCAAAACCAGAGGUUAUAUGGUACUUCUCUGCAGAAGACUUACCUGAAGAUUUGGCAGAACGGUUUUCAAUAUUAUUUCAAGCUCAGGGAAAAUGGACCCUGGAUGAGAUUACACCUUAUCUUAAGGACCUGGAGACUGGGAAACUAGAUGUGAGCAGUAUGUUACUGAAAUAUGCACGUGCUUCUACGCAAAAUGCACAGAAGAUUUAUACGUCACGAAAACCAGUUAUCUGAAAGUUGAAGAUCAAAGCACAAUGACAUUAAUGUUUGAUUGAAUCUUUUAGCAAAUGCUGUCCUGAACCCAAGAGAUGACACAACAACAUUGUAUAUAGACAUACAUACUUAUAUGUUUACAGUCCUAUAACCCUUUCACAUUCAGAUGACUUUAUUUCCUCUUUUUUCUUUAAUUAAUCAUGCAUUGUCUCAUAGCUUUGAGAUGGUGAUGAUCGUCAUCAUCAUCAUUGUUUAACAUCUGCCUUCCAUGCUGGCAUGGGUUGGAUGGUUUGACAGGAGCUGGCUAGGUAGGAGCCUGCACCAGACUCUUGUCUGUUUUGGCAUGGUUUUUACAGCUGGAUGCCCUUCCUGACACCUACCACCCUGCAGGGUGGACGGAGUGCUUUUUAUGUGGCACACCCUACUGGGUGAUUAGUGUUAGGAAGGGCAUCCAGCUGUGAUUGUUUAUUUUUAAAAUUACAUUGUAGGGUAGGUAUGAGAGGCUGGAUCUGACCACUUUGAACAUAAAACAAAUGGAAUCUUUGGGGCCAGUUUAGAUGCUGAAGGGUGAAAAUAGAGGAUCAAGACAAAAAUGAUUUUAAGAAGUUCAUUAAAUUUUUUGUUUUAUAAUUUUAUUUACUUUUCAUUCUUUAAAAAUAUUUCUCAUUUGAAAAUCACAGUACAAAAUAUCCAUUAGAAUAA